Phaedon cochleariae (mustard beetle) is the source of this 4279-nucleotide messenger RNA. The record is from the annotation of a GenBank genome assembly. NCBI's taxonomy places the organism in Eukaryota, Metazoa, Arthropoda, Insecta, Coleoptera, Chrysomelidae.
UGAAUAUAUAUCAUGAAUAAAAGUUUUUUCUCAACUCUUAUGGCUUCACUUAUUUACAUUAUUCUCAGUCAUCAUGGAAUAUAGGAAUGACCCAAUAAUAUAUGAAUAUUGAAUUUUCAGUGGUUGAUUGCUGAUCCAGAAGCUGCUGGAAACCAUAAAUAUAUUCUGAAGGAAGAAAAAUAUAAUGCAACCAAUUUCAUGACGCUGUGGGAGUUUGAUGGAGUUCUGAAAUACUCUCCUUUAUUUUAUGGAUGGUAUACAAAUAGUGAUAACUCGAAGGGUGGAUAUAGAUUACCCUUCGCCUAUUUUGUAACUGGACUGGUAGUAUACGGUUACAGUUUCUUUGCUACAUUGAGAAAAAUGGCAGAAAACUCUCGAAUGUCCAAACUAUCUGAAAAAGAUGACGAAUGCAUAUUUUCCUGGAAAUUGUUCACAGCCUGGGACUAUAUGAUUGGAAAUGCAGAAACAGCUCAUAACAGAGUUGCCUCUAUUGUCAUGGGGUUCAAGGAAGCUCUAUUAGAGGAGGCGGAAAAGAAGAAAGUUACCAGAAAUUGGGAAGUUAUUGGCUUCAGAGUCUUGGUGAAUACUGUAGUGUUGGGGCUACUUGGAUCAUCAGUUUGGGCUAUAAUAAUGGUUGUGAAGCGUUCCACAGAACCAGAAGCACAGGAUAAUUUUUGGAGGAAAAAUGAAACGUCAUUUGUGAUUUCGUUGAUAUCUUUCAUAUUCCCGAUGAUAUUCGAAGUACUAGGUCUGUUAGAGCAGUACCAUCCUAGGAAACAGUUACGACUACAGCUAGCUAGAAUAAUGGUUCUAAAUCUUCUCAAUCUCUAUUCCCUCAUUUUUGCUUUGUUCGAUAAGAUAGAUGAUAUGACAGCAGAACAAGAACAAUUUAGGAAUAUAACGAAGUUGAUGAAUGAAUCUUCCACAACUCUUCGUACUACUCCAUUAUAUACUACCUCAAGCAUGGAUGCAACUACAAGUAUUCCUUUCAUAGAAACAACAGAGUGUUAUGAAGAAUGCUUAGUAACUGAAAUAGGAAGAGAAUUGAUAGCAGAUAAUCUUAUAUCGGAAUUGUCACUCAACGUUUCAAAUGUAGCCAUUUCACAUUUGGAACAGCUCAUCAUGGGUUUUGUUACAAAUAUAUCCAGUGCUUUGGAUACAGCUAACUCAACUUUUCCAGUUAAUUCUUCUUUGAUAUUCAACAUCAGCGAUUCCACGAAUGAAACUUUGUUGAAUAUAAUACAAACUCUGAUUCCAGAAUCUAGCUCCACCAAUAUGAAAGAUAUGUUCAUAGAUUAUCUCACUUAUAUUUUGUAUUCUUUGAAUGAUUCCAAUUCAACAAUGACAUAUUUUGAUAACGAUACAAUCAUUCCAGAAGAGAAUGUCACAGAUAUACAUUUCUCUACAACAAGCAGCUUUGAACAAUUCACGACAGUUUUUCCGUUUUUGGAUAACUUGACUGGAACAAAUCAGGAAGACAUAUUUCUCACUUCCACCUUAUCUAACAUACUAGAUAAUGUUUCUGCAACGCUCAGUACAGUGAAGGAAAGUCCAACGAACUCGCCAAAUUGUAGAAAUAUUUGCACAGUAGUGAAGAUUCCAUUAGAUACUGAAAUCAGUAGCCCUACCAUCACCACCACAAGUCUGGAAAUCACUGAGAUGGGACUGAAUUACUCUAUGCAGGCGAGACUGAGAAGUCUUUGUUGGGAAACUAUGUUCGGACAAGAACUGAUCAGGCUAACUUUAACUGAUCUAGUGAUGACCAUAGUACCAACAUUGGGCAUGGACUUUUUUAGAGGAAUAUUUGUUAGAUAUAUGAACAGGUGCUGGUGUUGGGAUCUCGAAAAAAGGUUUCCUCAGUAUGGUGACUUCAAAGUGGCAGAAAACAUUCUGUCGCUAGUGAACAAUCAGGGAAUGGUAUGGAUGGGAAUGUUCUUCUCUCCAGGCAUAGUGCUUCUCAAUGUUAUCAAAUUGUACAUUUUCAUGUACUUCAGAGGUUGGGCAGUCAUGACAUGUAAUGUACCACAUGAAGUGAUCUUCAGGGCCUCAAGGUCUAACAACUUCUAUUAUGCGCUGUUGCUGAUGAUGCUCUUCCUCUGCGUUCUACCAGUUGGAUAUACAAUUGUAUGGAUAACGCCUUCAUGGCACUGCGGUCCUUUCUCUAAGUAUCAGAGAAUAUUUCACAUAUUCACCAAGACUAUCAGAAAGUCUGCUCCUAAAGCCCUGCAAAGAGUUUUGGACUAUAUCGCCUCCCCUGGUAUUGUGAUUCCUCUUCUGGUUCUGCUUAUCUUGAUCAUAUACUACUUGGUCUCAUUGACUGGUGCUCUACGAGAGGCUAACGAUGAUCUCAAGAUUCAACUUCGCCGGGAGAGAACAGAAGAAAGAAGAAAAAUGUUCCAAUUAGUGGAUAGAAGAAGAAGAGGUGGCUCUGGGGAAUCUAACGAACUAUCGAAUACUCCAUUCAAUAAAUGGAAGAAAUUACUGGGCAAUCUUCCUGGAGGAAAAAGCAUGGAUGAUACUACCCCAAAACAAGAAGAAAAUGAUAUUCCAGAGGCACCAUCAGAAGAAGAACACAAUGAAAAUAAGAGUACAGAUUUCUUCAGCAAACUGAUAAAGAGAGCUUUACGAAAGUCCUCAACAUCAGAUGAUGAACAGAACGCAGGAGACGGUACAGAUACAGAACAACAUGAUUCUUUGCCAUACGACUCUACCACUUCCAGACAACAGGGAACAGUCAAACCAUUCUCUUGGAGAACUGCAGACUUUCAAAGCAUUGCCAAUAGGGCACUUCAACUGACCAAAGUAAAACCAGACAAUAACUCAAAUGAUCGUGAAUAUCCAAGUAGUCUGAAACAAGACGUUGAGACCAGACCUAUAAGUAGGCAGAAUUCUGAUUUAAGGAGAGAUAUACACAGAAGGGACUCUCACCUUAGUAAAAUCAAUCAGCCAACUACUUCUAAAGGUAUCAGGCAAGAUUCUGAGUCUUCAGUCUGGUCUGAUGGUAUCCCUGUCAUAACUAUCAGCAAAACAGGAAGUGCGGAAAAUAUUUUGAAAAAAGAUGAGGUUUUCAAGAAUCAUGAAGUGAUGCAACAGGAAAAAUUCAAACCACAAGUGAAAUGUGCGUUGAAGAAGCAGAGUGCUGAAGUUGAUGAAGAAACCAUACGCUUUUUCGACAACGACUUGGAAAGGACUAAAGCUGAAAAUAGGGUUUUUAAGACAGUGGCAGAAACAUGGGAUGGUUCGAAUCUAGAUGUAUCUGAUACUUCUCAUAAUGAUAAUGCUGAUUCAAACAGAGAUGAUUUAUUGACAGAAGUGUCUUCUUCUGAGGACACUGAACAAAAAGGCAGUAGUGCUGAUACGAUUCUACAUGCUCCAUUUCCAUCCGAGGAUAAUAACUGAUGGAUUAAAAUAUUGAGCAACAAUAUCAAUUUUUUAUAUUAUGAGGAGCAGGAAUCUUGGAAAGUUUCACACAAAUUCAAAGUCCAUUUGAAAUUGGAAGUUUUGCAUUUAACUCAUCGAUUCUAAUGUCGUUGGUCCUAAUAUACUGAAUAUGCCUUCGAAUGGUUCAUAGGGUGACUCUUGCCGAAUUUCACAAAGACAAAUGGUGAAUAAAAGAAAUCGAGAAAUAAUCGUAAUAUGUUUAUGGAAUAGUUUGUCUCUAUCUUGUGCGGGAAGUGACACUUGCCGUAGGUAGUAGUAAUGAUAGAUAAGUAUGUUGAAUAUCACGAGACUAAAGCGGAUUGUUUUAUUGCACGAAACGUUGGGAUCAACCACUCGUGGAUUGAGUAGUUCCACUACUCUAUUUUUUUAACUCAAGGGAACAUUUUUAGUACAACUUGGUAAAAUUUCAAUGAUACACCAGUUGAUUCAGUCAGUUUACUUUCAAAGAUAAUUAGGUGACUCAACAACGGUUUCCUAAAUAUAAAAUUGGUUUUAGCCCUGGCCUAGAAUGGCAUCUAUGGAAUGACUAAAGGAAUCGGUUGCAAUUGCGAAUUGUGGAAAUAUGUUGUUUCAGGAUAUGUAUCUUUUCAAUAAUCAGAAUGGAAUUCUUUAUGAAUGAAAAAUUCACAAAAAGUGGAACGACUAGGGGCGAAUUGAUUCACUAUAAUGUGAAUCAUAUUGAUUAUAUAAUUUUUUCCUACGACCAACUAUGAAAACAGCACAAAACACAUUGAUUUGUUAUUGAGAAAGUGACUCGUUUCAUUAUGACAACAUAUAACAGUUAGAAAGUUCGAAAGUGAAACUCACAUGGGUGGAAAUAUUCGAAAAUCGCACAGUA